AUGUUGGGAACAAAGGACAACUCUAUGCUGGUCAAUGUCACCGUACACAAUGGUGGAGAGGACUCAUAUGAGACGAAAUUGUAUUUUGAUGUUCCUGAAGCUCCAAGCUGUUCCCCUACGACCGACGAACCAGAUGAAGAUGGCAAGUGGACGUUUGCCUGUGAGUUGGGAAAUCCACUACCACAGCAUAAAACAUUGUCUACGGCGGUGAGAAUCACAGCCAACGAACAAAAACCGCCAUUAAAACCAAUUGAGAUCCGAGCUUUUGUCAACAGGUACUAGUC
Molecule: messenger RNA, 284 nt
Organism: Strongylus vulgaris
Lineage: Eukaryota; Metazoa; Nematoda; Chromadorea; Rhabditida; Strongylidae
Source: the annotation of a GenBank genome assembly